Messenger RNA from Cuscuta campestris, 949 nucleotides. The record is from the annotation of a GenBank genome assembly. NCBI's taxonomy places the organism in Eukaryota, Viridiplantae, Streptophyta, Magnoliopsida, Solanales, Convolvulaceae.
AAAAUCACACAUUUUGUAGAGCACGCCAUUAAUCGUGAGCUAGCCGUUAGGGACCAUUCUCUCAUUUCAUUUCUUCUGUUGUUUUCAUCCCUCCAUCAAUGGCCGAUUUCUCUUUCCUUUCGGACAGCGACGAUGACGUCAGAGCAGCAGCCGACGAGCUUCUGUCUCAGGCGAUGGAUCACUCUGUUCUCGAGCAGGUCGCCGCCAUCAACUGCUCCGGAUUCGCCGAUUCGCCCCUCCCGUCUCACCUCGAAACUCGCUUCCGUAAGCUCAAAUCCUUCCCUUCUGCAAACCCUAAACCCCCUAAUCUCGCCGCCCCCGCCCCUAGAAGCUCCGCCGUCUCUCAGUCCGCUUCUGAUCCGGCGAAGGAAGACCGAUUCGAGGGGAAUAAAGGUCCAGAGAAGGGUUCGAUUUCCGAUUUCGUUUCAUCGCCGCCGAAAUUGGAUUUACCAGAAAGGAAAUUCGGGUCGGGUUCGGUUUCGUCUUCGGAUUCCUCGGCUUCGACGGAUCCCCCGUCGCCUCCGGCGAAAACCGGCUGCCUGUGGUGUUCCCCGAGGAAGAAGAACAAGGGGAAAGAGAACAGAGGCGUCGCAGGCAAGAGAUUCCUGUCCGAUUUGAACAGUUUCUCCGAGAAGAAGCAGGAGAAAAUGCUGAAGAAGGCGAUGAAGGAAGAGGAGAAGAUCAGCAGAGAAGCGGAGAAGAUAGUGAAGUGGGCGAAACAGGCAUCUGCUAGGAUGGAGUUUGAUGGCCUCGAUGAAGACGACGACGAUGACACCAGCGGGAAAGAGCUUCGUUGACGACGAUUCGUUUCUUCAUUGGGUCCAAAUUCUAACAAUCCACAUGCAUCUAUCCAUCUAUAGCCAUAUAUAUUUUCUUGGUCUAAAAACCGUACUUUUUAUUUGUUUAGAAAAACUCUUGAAUUUGGCCUAAUUAAACACAAAAAUCCUUA